Molecule: messenger RNA, 415 nt
Organism: Mercenaria mercenaria
Lineage: Eukaryota; Metazoa; Mollusca; Bivalvia; Venerida; Veneridae
Exons: 2
Coding region: 17-415 (132 amino acids)
Source: RefSeq, a predicted model, not a curated record
CAAAAUAGACGCAUCUAUGUAUGAGGUACAGAUCCUUAUGACUCCGAAGCCAAUCAAAGCUAGAUUCAUAAAGUUUUUGGGUGCACAGAAUGAUACAUUUGGAAAAGAGAAAUGCUUAAGAUUUGAAUUGCAAGGUUGUAAGCUUUCAGGUGUACCAGCUUUAAACUGCCAUAAUUGGUUUGACAUGUUUCCAGUAGAGACCGAAAUAAAAUCUGAAAACCAAUUAAUAGUUGGCGACAAAAAUAUUGAAGAAUGCAAUAAUCUUUGCCAAAGAAAUGAUAAUUGUUCCGUUGCCAGUAUAAGCGAUAAAGGACUCUGUGUUCAAUACAUGAGAAGUCAGCUCGGGGUAUGGAAAAUGAGUCAUGACGUCACUGGCCACUGGUUUGCCAAACUAUGUAGUGAAGGUAAUAACUGA